This is a messenger RNA of Benincasa hispida (wax gourd), 3395 nucleotides long. Its product is annotated as putative pentatricopeptide repeat-containing protein At5g52630. Gene Ontology annotation, molecular function: protein binding; RNA binding; zinc ion binding. Gene Ontology annotation, biological process: RNA modification. NCBI's taxonomy places the organism in Eukaryota, Viridiplantae, Streptophyta, Magnoliopsida, Cucurbitales, Cucurbitaceae. The record is from RefSeq and is a predicted model, not a curated record.
UUGAUAAAAAAAAAAAAAAAAAAAAAAAAAUAGAGAAGAAAAAAAGUUGUCCAUUUUCUGUCAACCUGCGAGCAACAACGACGGUGUGAAGGCUUCCGAAUUGCUCUUUUGCUGGACUGUCGCCGGAGGUAGUGCAAAAGGCAUUGUUGAAUCCGGAGCACCAUCUAUUGUAUGGAUUCCUUUCAAGUUUCUUCCAAUCCGAACUCCGGUCGGGGCCUAGCAAGCCUUUAGGGUUCGUUGGAGUUCCGAUCCUAUCCGAGCUCACUCUGAUCGAUAAUGUUUGCGGAAUAAAGAAACUGGCGUUUAUUCUUGUCUCCGCCCCUUUCGCAUUUGAGACGAGGAUUCCCGCCUUCUAUAAUGCUUCUUGAAACAAAGAAUUUCCCCAAACUAUAAUGCUUCUUCAACUUCAGAGAGACCGCCUUCUCUCAACUCCAACCGCCAUUAAACCCUCACAAAACUCUCUCAAUCAAAACAGCUUUGAACAAAACUACAGGCAAAUUUGCAACCUUCUUCUUUCCUUUACCCAUUCCCGAUCACUCGUUAAAGGCCUCCAGCUCCAUGCCCACAUCGUUAAAUUCGGAUUACAAACCAUUCCUCUCGUUUCCCAUCAUCUAAUCAACUUAUACUCCAAAACCCAAUUACCACUUUUUUCUCUGCAGGUGUUUGAUGAAGCCCCGAGGAAAUCUUCCACCACUUGGAGCUCUGUUAUCUCUGCUUUUGCCCAAAAUGAGGCCCCAUUGCUUGCCCUUGAGUUCUUUCGACAAAUGUUGAAUGUUGGGAUUCGCCCAGAUGAUCAUAUUUAUCCUAGUGCCACUAAGGCUUGUGGGUUUUUGUGUCGGUGUGAUGUUGGGAAAUCUUUACAUUGUCUUGUUGUGAAAACUGGAUUUGAUUGUGAUCUGUUUGUUGGAAGUUCGUUGGUGGAUAUGUAUGCGAAAUGUGGAGAGAUUGGGGAUGCUCGUCAUAUGUUCGACGAAAUGCCUGAGAGGAAUGUAGUGUCUUGGAGUGGGAUGAUUUGUGGGCAUGCUCAAUUGGAUGAGAGUGUCGAGGCAUUGACAUUGUUCAAGCAAGCUUUGGUUGAGGAUGUUGAUGUUAAUGACUUCACAUUCUCGAGUGUGAUUCGUGUUUGUAGCAGCUCCACACUUCUUGAAUUGGGGAAGCAGAUUCAUGGAUUGUGCUUGAAGAUGAGCUUUAAUUCCUCGAGCUUUGUUGGGAGUGCUUUGAUUUCUUUGUAUUCCAAGUGCGGGGUUAUAGAAGGGGCUUAUCAAGUUUUUGAUGAGAUACCCACCAGAAAUCUUGGCCUGUGGAAUUCAAUGCUGAUGGGCUGCGGUCAACAUGGUCAUACAGAGAGAGUGUUUGGUUUAUUUGAAGAAAUGGGAAGUGCGGGGAUGAAACCAAACUUCAUUUCUUUUUUAUCUAUCCUCUAUGCUUGUAGCCAUGCAGGAUUGGUCGAGAAGGGACGAGGAUACUUCAAUUUAAUGAGAGAUUAUGGGAUUGAACCAGAAGCUCAGCACUAUGCCUCUUUGGUGGACUUGCUUGGGCGAGCUGGAAAGUUACAGGAAGCUGUUUCUGUGAUCAAAGAAAUGCCAAUGCAACCUACUGAAUCUGUUUGGGGAGCUUUGUUAACAGGGUGUAGAAUCCAUAAAGAUACAGAAAUGGCAGCUUUUGUGGCUGAUAGAGUAUUAGAACUAAAUAGUACUAGCUCAGGUUUACACGUUUUGUUAUCUAAUGCAUAUGCUGCUGCUGGAAGAUAUGAAGAAGCGGCCCGGAUGAGGAAAAUGCUGCGUGACCGAGGAGUGCAGAAGGAGACUGGUUUGAGUUGGGUUGAGGAGGAAAACAAAGUUCACACGUUCACUGCAGGUGAUAGAUCUCAUGCUAAAUGGGAAGAGAUUUAUAAGAAACUGGAAGAGUUGGAGGAGGAAAUGGAGAAAGCUGGCUAUGUUGCAGAUACGAGUUUUGUGCUGCGAGCAGUCGAUGGUGAGGAGAAAAGCGAGACGAUUCGGUAUCACAGUGAAAGGCUAGCCAUUGCUUUUGGACUCAUUACAUUCCCACCUGGAAGACCUAUAAGAGUUAUGAAGAAUUUGCGUGUUUGUGGUGAUUGUCACGCUGCAAUAAAGUUCAUGUCCAAAUGCUCGGGGAGGAUUCUCAUUGUUAGAGAUAACAAUAGAUUUCAUCGGUUUGAGGAUGGAAAAUGCUCAUGUGGUGACUAUUGGUGAUUGAUAUGUAAUUUAAGGAGCAGCUCUCAAUCUACGACAUGAGCAAGUUACUCCCUCAUGCUUGCAAUUGGAGAAGCAAAAAUACUCUCGGAUAACCAUUUCAUUUUUUAUUUUUGAAAAUUAAGCCUAUUUUCUCUUAAUCUUAAAAUGAUUAGUAUAUUCUUAAGUAAAGAGUUGAAUUUUAAGCCAAAUUCCAAAAACAAAAACAAACUUUUAAAAACUAGUUUUUAAGUUUUCAAAUUUUAGCUUAGUUUUUGAAAAUAUUGGUAAAAAGCAGAUAACAAACUAUAAAAUUUAGAAGCGGAAUGAGUGUUUAUAGGCUUAAUUUUCAAAACAAAAAAACUAAUGGUUACCAAGCAAGAUCUUGGAUUGUUCAAACUCAUCUCAUUGCAAUUAUGCCAUUUUCAGAUCUUAUAGAAUGCUAUGAACAUGCCCCUGAAUUGGAAGACAAUGUUCAAGGCGGAACUAUAAGACCCUAUUCAUUUCUGAAGCUUGGGUUGUUCUAAAUCCUAUGUUGCAAUGCUUCGAAGGAAUCGUUACAGUUAACGACUAGCUAGUUCCGCCUAAAAACGACAGCAGACGCAACAUAGGAAUCUCACGGUUCAAACUCAUGGAGGAGACUGUGGGUUAAGUUGACACAUUUCUUUCACCCACUUACUAUGGACUAUUUUCCUCAUUCACCUUGUUAUUGACCCAUGCAAACACUUUCGAAUGGAGCAGUUGCGCUAAAAGUGAUACGAAGCCAAGCAUGGAUCUCACUGUGUGAACUCUUGAGGACGUGAGAGUUAAAAAUGAUAUAUCGAAUAUAUUGUUAAUCUCCUACUGAAGUGUUUUAAAUGUUUGAGUAUUCUUUUAAUUAGGUUUGUUCCGACUAUUUAAACAACCUAAGUCUAGGUGUUUAUCCAAGUAUAACAUUUAUAUUUGGAUUUAACCUACAAUGUCUAGGUGAUAAACCAGUUUUAAAACCUCACAUCGUUCAUGUAUUGCUCAUAAAACUAGUUGAUAACGCUCAAUUAUUUGGCCAUACUCCCCGAGUAGGAGGCGUUCUGUAGACCGUCAACUUAAAUACCUUAAGUCUUAGACAGGGUUAUAUACCGGUUGAGUUUGUUAUCCAGGUUUUAUAAGAAAACGACCUAUUUUAACUAUUAAAACAAGUUAUUAACCUACGUGAACAUGCAACUU